Messenger RNA from Metopolophium dirhodum (rose-grain aphid), 1522 nucleotides. RefSeq names its product venom protease-like. The transcript is spliced from 9 exons. The coding region runs from base 246 to 1355 and encodes 369 amino acids. Gene Ontology annotation, molecular function: serine-type endopeptidase activity. Gene Ontology annotation, biological process: proteolysis. The record is from RefSeq and is a predicted model, not a curated record. Lineage: Eukaryota; Metazoa; Arthropoda; Insecta; Hemiptera; Aphididae.
UGAUAAGUGAACAGUUUAUGAUCACGAGUUGUUUAUGGUGGUCGAAGGCAAUUUAUUUCUAUAAUGAACAUUACGCAGAGUAAUAGAAGUCACCAAAACAUUAACAGGGUGAUGCCAUUAUAGUAUAGUAGGUCGCCUUUAUCUUCAAUCGGCUAAUUACAAAAACGACAAAUAUUUAUUGAGUCCUCAUACAUUUCAUGCUUUUUUUAUAUAAUUGGUACAAGGUUUGAUCUUUUUAAUUAAACAUGGACAGAGGUAUAAUAAUUAUUUGUAUGGUAUUCGUCUUCAGUCUGGGGACUGGCGGCGACAGUACUGUGGAGGCUCAAAACUCACAAGAAAAUAAAAAAUGUUUCACGCCAAAUGGUGAUAACGGCAAUUGCAUUAACAUAAAAAAAUGCCCAACGCUGCUUUACCUAUUAGAAUAUCGGAAACAAAAUUCUUCUAUUACCAAUUUUCUCAUAAAAUCCAAGUGUGGAGAUGAUGGUAAUUUCCCUUAUUACCCCAAGGUAUGCUGUCCAUUUGUGAACCAAAUUUAUGAAACAGUUUCGUCAGUCAAAUUGCCAUCUCAAGAUACUUGUGGACGGAGUAAUGUCAAUCACACUCUAAUUGUCAAAGAACGUAUAGCUGAAUUAGGUGCUUGGCCCUGGAUAGCAGCACUUGGGUAUCAAGAUCUUAGUAGGCCAAAUGCCGAAUACAAGUGGUUGUGUGGUGGUUCCUUGAUAUCAGAUAGAUACGUAUUAACAGCUGCCCACUGCAUCGUUGGUUCUGGAAUGUACCGUUUGUCCGUUGUGCGUUUAGGUGAUUUGAACUUGGAUCCUAAUGUGCUUGAUGGAGCUCAAACAAUAGAUGUUACAAUUUUACGUGUCAUAAUACAUAACCGAUAUAACACACCUAAACUCACCAAUGAUAUUGCAUUAUUAAAAUUAGGCAACAGUGUUGGAUUCAAUCAAUUUAUUCAACCUAUAUGUUUACCCAUCUUAUCGCAUCAUAGAGCCACAUCGUUAGUUGAAUCUGAACUAACUAUUGCCGGAUGGGGUUCCACAAUGUUAAAUCCAAGUUCUGGUGCUCUAAUAACAGUUGAGUUAUCAGCGGUAGACAAUGCGGAAUGUAUACAAAAAUUUAAUAGAUUUAGAGUUGAUAUUUAUGAUACACAAUUGUGUGCUGAACAAAAAGAAAGAGACGGUUGUAAGGCAGAUUCUGGAGGUCCUUUAAUGUGGUCAAAUGGUUUUCAAUAUUAUUUAGUGGGGGUUAUGAGUUUUAAACAUAAAAACUGCGAUGUAUCAGGUUAUCCAGGUGUAUAUUCUAAGGUGACAUCAUUUCUCGAAUGGAUCGCAGAAAACAUGAAUUACAGUUAGAUUUUAUAAUUGAUGCUAUUUUAUAUGAAUUUUACUUAAGAACGAAAAAAAGAAUAAACAACUCUGUGCAAUUGGUUUAUCUAUUUAUAAUUACUCAGAUAACUACUUAAUUUUAACCAAAAUUGUUUUAAAAAUUAUAUUUAGUAAAAAAAAUGAUUUGAUUUGUA